CCCCGCCCCCAGCCUCCGCCCGGGGGGCCGAGCCCCGGCAGGGAGCGGCAGCUUUUGCUGCGCCAACACUGUGGCCGAAGGCUCCGCUCGCCCCUGGCCUGAUCUUGCCUGAAGAUGACCGCACUGAUCGCCGUGGUGUCUGGCCCCCGUGCCCGGCUCUUUGCCUGUUUCCUCAGGCUGGGCACUCAGCAGGCCGGCCCACUUCAGCUGCACACAGGGGCCAGCCUCGCAGCCAAGAACUACUAUGAGGUGCUGGUACUGGGUGGGGGCAGUGGUGGGAUCACCAUGGCCGCUCGCAUGAAGAGGAGAGUGGGCGCAGACAACGUGGCCAUCGUUGAGCCCAGCGAGAGACAUUUCUACCAGCCAAUCUGGACACUGGUGGGUGCUGGUGCCAAACAGCUGUCCUCAUCUGGCCGUCCCACCUCGAGUGUGAUUCCAUCUGGUGUAGAAUGGAUCAAAGCUAGAGUGGUUGAGCUGAACCCAGACAAGAACUGCAUCCACACAGACAACGGCAAGGAGAUCUCCUACAAAUAUCUUAUCAUUGCUCUCGGAAUCCAACUGGACUAUGAGAAGAUUAAAGGCCUACCAGAAGGUUUUGCCCAUCCCAAAAUAGGGUCCAAUUAUUCAGUUAAGACGGUAGAGAAGACGUGGAAAGCUCUGCAGGACUUCAAGGAGGGCAAUGCCAUCUUUACCUUCCCAAACACUCCAGUCAAGUGUGCUGGAGCCCCACAGAAGAUCAUGUAUUUAUCAGAAGCCUAUUUCAGGAAGACAGGGAAGCGAUCCAAGGCCAACAUCAUUUUCAACACUUCUCUUGGAACAAUUUUUGGAGUUAAGAAGUAUGCAGAUGCCCUGAAGGAGAUCAUCCAGGAGAGGAACCUCACCGUUAACUAUAAGCAAAACCUCAUUGAAGUCCGAGCCGAUAAGCAAGAGGCUGUUUUUGAGAACCUGGACAAACCUGGAGAGACCCAAGUGGUUUCAUAUGAAAUGCUUCAUGUGACACCCCCAAUGAGCUCACCAGAUGUUCUCAAGACGAGUCCUGUGGCUGAUGCUGCUGGCUGGGUGGAUGUGGAUAAAGAAACUCUGCAGCACAGGAAAUACCCAAAUGUGUUUGGGAUUGGGGACUGCACCAACCUUCCGACAUCAAAGACCGCUGCUGCAGUAGCUGCCCAGUCAGGAAUACUUGACAGAACAAUUUCUCUGAUUAUGAAGAAUCAGACACCAAGGAAGAAGUAUGAUGGCUACACAUCAUGUCCCCUCGUGACUGGCUACAACCGUGUGAUUCUUGCGGAGUUUGAUUACAAUGGUCAGCCAUUGGAAACCUUCCCCUUUGACCAGAGCAAAGAGCGACUUACCAUGUACCUCAUGAAGGCCAACAUGAUGCCGUUCCUGUAUUGGAAUAUGAUGCUAAGAGGUUACUGGGGAGGACCAGCCUUUCUGCGGAAGUUGUUCCAUCUGGGUAUGAGUUAAGGAUGGCUCAACACUUGCUCUGCUUGGCUGGCUUCUGGGCAAAAUUCACAGUCACUGACUGACCAAGAAGAGCAUGAAGAACUCAAAACCUAACCCCAUAAAGAGUUUACUGCUGGAUAAUGAUGACCAAAUGCCUCGCUUUUCAGUACCUGGACAGCCACUGUGUGGGCCGCUCAGGAUGAGCUUGGUUCUUUGGAAAUAUUCAAAUGAGAGAAUAGGACUUCUAUUUUUAAAUAAA
Messenger RNA from Diceros bicornis minor, 1705 nucleotides. RefSeq names its product sulfide quinone oxidoreductase (gene SQOR). Gene Ontology annotation, cellular component: mitochondrion. The transcript has 10 exons. The coding region runs from base 115 to 1467 and encodes 450 amino acids. Lineage: Eukaryota; Metazoa; Chordata; Mammalia; Perissodactyla; Rhinocerotidae. Gene Ontology annotation, molecular function: sulfide:quinone oxidoreductase activity; FAD binding. The record is from RefSeq and is a predicted model, not a curated record.